AUGGUGGAGCAGCAAGUGAGGAAGCUGUGGGAAGGACAUCCAGAGCUGAAGGGGGAAGAAAUGGGAAAAGAAGCCGUGAGAGGACCCGAGGCGGAUGUGAGGAGCAUACCAGCAGAGGCGGCGUGUAACCAGGGGCAAGGUGACCUAUGGGUCGCUCGAUGGGAAGGUCCGGUGAGGGACCCGGCCAAGAAGCAGGAAGAAGCAGCGAGGGAGAGCAAGGAAGAGGGGGCGUGGGAGUGCCUGACAAUAGGAGAAGGACUGGAGCAUACAGUGGGAGAUGCAAUGAGUAAGAAAGAACAAAAGGCCGUGAAGACAGUAAAGGGGAUUAAGGGAGAGACAUGGGAAGAUGAGUCGAUGGAGCCAGCAACACAGGUGCUGACAGAACCAGCGGGAAUGAGAGAGUUGUUUCUGGGCGAGCUAUCGCUGCUGGAGAUGCACAAGCUGGCGGAGCGACUCAUCGGCCACUUCUCCUUCAAGCUGCUGCUGCUGCUCUCGCUAGUGGACGUGCUAGUGGUGCAGCCCGUGUGGCUGCUGUGGUUCGCUGCUGUCACCGCCAUCAAGAUGUUCGGGGUGGUGGGCAAGGAGCGGUCGCAGCGCCUCAGUGCAUCGCCGUCCGCGCAGCCCUCGUCGCACCUGCGCACGCUCGCGCUGCUGCUGCUCGUGCUGCUAGCAAACCUGCUGCUGGCCGUGUGUCUGCUCCCCUUCUUCGCCCCAGCCUCCCCCGCCUCCUCCCCAUCCGCAUCGCGCAAUGUCAUGUCCCCGUGGCCGCGCCUCUCCGUGGGGCUGCUAUUCGCCUAUGAGCCGCUUGUCAUCGCCAUCGAUACCACGCAGACGUUGCUGCACUACUGCGUGCACCUCCUCGAGGCCCAUUCUGACCUCCUCGCUGCGCACCUGCCGCCCGCCCUGCCGCUCACCUCCCUCCUGGCCUCCUGUGAGUGGGCGGAGCUGCGCUCCUGGCUGCUCUUCAACGUCUCGUUUACAGCAGACGCCUCCUCCACGCUGCUCACCCUCGCGCACUGCACGCUCGUGCUGCUCAUCCGCGGCUUCUCCUUCUCAGUCAUCGACCUCGUGCUCGUCUUCAACAUACGCACGCUCCUCGCCGCCCUCUCCAAGCGCGUGGCCGGCUUCCUUCGUUGGCAUGCCGCCCUGCGCCUCCUCCGCUCCACCUUCCCGGACGCCUCUCCGGCUCAGAUUACCGCAUUUGCGGACGACUGUGCCAUUUGCCGGGAACCUUUAUCAUCGGCCAAGCGCCUCCCCUGCGGGCACCUGUUUCACCUCUCGUGCCUGCGUAGCUGGUUAGAGCAUGGGUCUCAAGCGCCCUACUCCUGCCCCACCUGCCGCCGCCCGCUUGACAGCCUCCCCCCCAACGUGCUCUCGUCCCUCUCCCCUCCACCCCAGCCCCCCCCCGCUGCUGCUGCUGGGGUUGCUGCAAAUCAGCCUGCUCAGGAUGCUGCUUGGGGUGGUGGGGGAAUGCGGUUCAGAGGAGGGGGGAGUGGGAGGGCAAGGCAUGCGGGGGAAGAGGGGGCAGGGAAUGGAGCAGAACGGCGGACAGGGGGAGGGGGAGCAGGAGGGGAAGCUGGGGUGCCUGUGCAACCAAGAGAGGGGGCAACGGCAGGAGGAGGGAGAGAAGCAGGGGAAGAAGGAAGGCGGGGAGUGGCGGGAGGAGGAGGAGGGGAGGAGGUGAGGGGCAGGCGGAGAGGGUGGGGCCUGUGGGGAGGGGGAGGGGAAGGCGCACGGGGGGGAGGGGGAGAAGGUGCGCGGGGGGGAGGGGGCGGGUGGGGGAUGGGGAUGCGGAUGGGGGUGGAUGAGGAGAGAAUGGCAGCGAUGGUGGCUCAGGUGGAGGAGGUGUUACCGCAUGUGCCCUCACAUGCCAUCCGCCAGGAAUUGUUGAGAAGGCCAAACGUGUUGCUGGCAGUCAAUGCGCUCAUGGACGCAUGGUGA
Closterium sp. NIES-65 is the source of this 1941-nucleotide messenger RNA. NCBI's taxonomy places the organism in Eukaryota, Viridiplantae, Streptophyta, Zygnematophyceae, Desmidiales, Closteriaceae. The record is from the annotation of a GenBank genome assembly.